Molecule: messenger RNA, 642 nt
Organism: Lodderomyces pseudojiufengensis
Lineage: Eukaryota; Fungi; Ascomycota; Pichiomycetes; Serinales; Debaryomycetaceae
Gene: HAP31
Product: Hap31p
Exons: 1
Coding region: 1-642 (213 amino acids)
Biological process (GO): regulation of transcription by RNA polymerase II
Cellular component (GO): CCAAT-binding factor complex; nucleus
Molecular function (GO): protein heterodimerization activity; RNA polymerase II cis-regulatory region sequence-specific DNA binding; DNA-binding transcription activator activity, RNA polymerase II-specific
Source: RefSeq, a predicted model, not a curated record
AUGGAUCAAAAUGCAAGAGAUAUAGAAUUAAGAGAACAAGAUCGAUGGUUACCUAUAGCAAAUGUUGCAAGAUUAAUGAAAAAUACAUUACCACCAACAGCAAAAGUUUCAAAAGAUGCUAAAGAAUGUAUGCAAGAAUGUGUUUCUGAAUUUAUAUCAUUUAUAACAAGUGAAGCAAGUGAUAGAUGUUUAAGAGAAAAAAGAAAAACUAUAAAUGGUGAAGAUAUUUUAUAUUCAAUGUAUGAUUUAGGUUUUGAAAAUUAUGCUGAAGUUUUAAAAAUUUAUUUAGCAAAAUAUAGAGAACAACAAAGUUUAAGACAAGAAAGAGGAGAAAUUAAAUUAACUAAAAAACAAAUGAAAUUACAAGCUCAAUUAGCUGCUGAAGCUGAAGCUGAAGCACGAGCUCAAGCUCAAGCUCAAGCAGAAGCAGAAGCACAAGCUCAAAAUCAAGGAGAAGUUGAAGGAGUGAUUGAAGGAGAGGUUGAAGCGGAAGCGGAAGAUGAAAAUGAAAUUGAAAUUGAAAAUGAAAAUCAACUAGAUAUUCAAGAUCAAAUACAAAAUCAAGAUCAAAAUGAAAAUGAAAAUAAUUUUGAUUCGUCGGUGAAAAUAGAAGAGGAAGGAUUGGAAGAAGAACUAAUAUGA